CUUGUGUAGGAUGAGCGGUACGGAAGAAGGAUGGACAACUUGAUUACUUUCGAAUCUUCAUAGUUUCUAAUCUUCUGUAAGCAAGGAUAACUGUUUUUAUAACUUGCUUUUUGAGGGCAUUAUGAAGGUUGCAAUCCAGGUGAAGUUGGGAGACGAUAAAGUUCAAAUCCAUGCCAUGUCACAAGUCCGUCAAGUUCAAAUUUCAAGUUGCGAGUCGAUCAAAAGGUCAAAUCCCUGUCGAGUAUCGAUCAGUAUGUCAGGUUCGAGUUGUGGUUCAGUUAACUUCAGAUCUGCAUCAAAUCACCAGUCAGUCAAGUUCUAAUAUAAGAUUUGGGUCAGUGAAUGUGUGACUGAAGUAUGACUCCAAACGGAGUCACUAACUUGUUAAUUUGGUGCAACAGUGUAUUAACAGGUUGUAAUUGGGCUGGUAUGAUUUAUUUAUUUUUUUUCUUUCCUCACUGUUUCUCGAUAUUUCUACCUGAGCGGCUGCUAUAUCUGUGUGAAAAUUAACAUUCUGUGUACGUGUGAAUUUUCUUGGGUACCAUUAUUUUAAAGGAGACACAGUUUGGUGGACUAUCUAGACUGGUACCCAAAUCCGUAGAUGGUGAUCUUUUGAAAUUUUAUGGAGUAUGCGUCAUACUGAUUAAUUCUGCUUGGUAUUGUGUGUGUGUGUGUGUAUGUGUAUAUACUGUACUUAAAUUUUUUUUCAACUGUUGCACUUGUGCCUGAUGUUCUUGUUCAUUUGUUCUUGUCUUACAGGAGCCUCGAGGUCAGGAUGAUGCAAGAACCAGGAUCUUUGGUGGCUUAAUUCCUCUGGGAGGAAAAGACAGAUUAGGGAGAAGUAGAGCAAGGUGACAGAGGACCAUGCACACGUUCUCUUGUCCACUGGAUGCAAGAUAGCUGCGAUGCCCUUUGCUAUUUAAAAGAAUAUACUAAUCUAUCUCCUACUUGAGCCCUUUUAUGAGGCAUACCACUUGCCUCAGCUGUAUUCACAGACCGAAAGUUUGAGAUCCUUUUAAAAGACUGUCUAUUUUUCUGACCUCUCUUGCUGUCUGAAGGGUGCCCACUGAUGGAGAGAAGAAGGAGAGAUUUUGGAGAAAAUCAAGACAGAACCAGAGAGUGAGAGAGAAACUGAAUAGAAUCUGCUGAACAGGCAGCACUGGGAAUACGGCCCUUGGAGAUUCUGAGCGUGCUACACUACCGUCUGUUACAUAAUCCCCCUUGGAGAAGGAAAAGUGUUUUGACCGCUAUCUUACCCAAUAUUAACCUCUGUUUAUAAAACCAAACUGACCAUUUUUCAGGAAUUAGUGUUCGUUUGUGGUAGGAUGACGAGGAAAACCAGGUCUUCAUGGUGGCCCCUGUGGCUGUUGGCCUUAAUGGGGUACUGUUGUUCUACAGAGGCCCUGGAGUUUGGGGGAGCACCGGGACAGUGGGCUCGCUAUGCCCGCUGGGAGGCAGGCUCAAUCGGAGAGCUAAGCUUCAGUCUGAAGACCAAUGUGAGCAAGGCCCUCGUACUGUACUUGGAUGAUGGCGGCAACUGCGACUUUCUAGAGCUCCUGAUCGCAGAGGGACAUCUGAAGCUGCGUUUUGCCAUCCACUGCGCUGAGCCAGCCACCAUCAACAUGGAGACGCGCGUCAGUGACGACCGCUGGCACAUGGUCCUCCUCACACGCAACUAUCGUGAGACUAUGCUUAUGGUGGAUGGUGAGACCAAAGUGGCAGAGGUCCGCUCUAAGCGCAGGGAGAUGGCCGUGGUCAGCGACCUAUUUGUGGGAGGAAUUCCACCAGAUGUUCGCCUAUCUGCCCUCACCUCCAGCACGGUGAAGUACGAGCCUCCGUUCCUGGGCCUCAUUUCCAACUUGAAGGUGGGCGAGAUGCCUCCGACUCUGCUCAACAGCCAAGGAAUUCAGAGCGACCUGGAGUACUUGUGUACCAAGCAGAAUCCAUGUCUCAAUGGAGGGUUCUGUGUUGUCCAGUUUGGAGAGGUGCAUUGUGAUUGCUCUCACACACGUUUUAGAGGGAAAUACUGCAAGGAAGAAGAUUACCCCGUGGAAGGUCUGGCGCACCUGACGUUAAACAGCCAAGGUGAUUCAUCCCAAGUGGCAGGUAAAGAAGAAUCAGUGGCGACGUUCAAAGGCAACGAGUUUUUCUGCUAUGACCUGUCCAUGACCCCCAUCCAGAGCAGCACGGACGAGAUCACGCUGUCCUUCCGAACCCUGCAGCGGAAUGGCCUCAUGCUCCACACGGGCAAAUCAGCCGAUUACGUGAACCUGUCGCUGAAGAGCGGUGCCGUCUGGCUCGUCAUCAACCUCGGCUCCGGCGCUUUCGAGGCACUCGUCGAACCCGUCAACGGCAAGUUUAACGACAACGCCUGGCACGACGUCAAGGUCACGCGAAACCUGCGGCAGGUAAGAGAGCGCAUCAUGGCUUUGUCUGAUAAGACAUACAUCACCAGGAUGCUUUAG
Molecule: messenger RNA, 2465 nt
Organism: Ictalurus furcatus (blue catfish)
Lineage: Eukaryota; Metazoa; Chordata; Actinopteri; Siluriformes; Ictaluridae
Product: neurexin-2-like
Exons: 5
Coding region: 1326-2465 (379 amino acids)
Source: RefSeq, a predicted model, not a curated record